Molecule: messenger RNA, 524 nt
Organism: Puntigrus tetrazona (Sumatra barb)
Lineage: Eukaryota; Metazoa; Chordata; Actinopteri; Cypriniformes; Cyprinidae
Gene: fabp1b.1
Product: fatty acid binding protein 1b, tandem duplicate 1
Exons: 4
Coding region: 85-471 (128 amino acids)
Biological process (GO): fatty acid transport
Cellular component (GO): cytosol; nucleus
Molecular function (GO): fatty acid binding
Source: RefSeq, a predicted model, not a curated record
UCCGCUCAGGUUAAUGAUUCCUCAUCUGCGCCUUCGGCGGUAUAAAGGCGUCUCUCCGGAGUCACUCUGCGUUCAGCGGUCAGCAUGUCGUUCAGUGGGAAGUAUCAGCUGGAGAGUCAGGAGGGCUUCGUGGAGUUCAUGAAGGCCGUCGGUCUCCCCGACGAUCUGAUCGAGAAAGGCAAAGACAUCAAGAGCGUGUCUGAGAUCGAGCAGAACGGAGACCACUUCAAAGUGACCGUCACCACCGGAGCCAAGGUCCUGACCAACAGCUUCACCAUCGGCCGGGAGAGCGACAUCGAGACGCUGACCGGAGACAAAGUCAAGGCCGUCGUCAAUAAAGACGGGAACAAGCUGAUCGUCGUCCUGAACAAAGUGACGUCCGUCACGGAGCUGGUGGACGGGAACACGCUGGUCAACACGCUGACGCUGGGCGGCCUCGUCUACAAGAGGACCAGCAAACGGCUGGCCUGAACACCGCCGGGACUGAGCGUGCAGAAACAAUCAUUAAAGAUUUCUAAAAAUCA